Diorhabda sublineata is the source of this 756-nucleotide messenger RNA. RefSeq names its product exosome complex component RRP46 (gene Rrp46). The record is from RefSeq and is a predicted model, not a curated record. Lineage: Eukaryota; Metazoa; Arthropoda; Insecta; Coleoptera; Chrysomelidae. Gene Ontology annotation, biological process: U4 snRNA 3'-end processing; rRNA catabolic process; poly(A)-dependent snoRNA 3'-end processing. The coding region runs from base 16 to 735 and encodes 239 amino acids. The transcript is spliced from 4 exons. Gene Ontology annotation, cellular component: cytoplasmic exosome (RNase complex); nucleolus; nuclear exosome (RNase complex).
UAAUUUUUAAGCUAGAUGCCCCGAAAGACGAGACUAAUAAGACACAAAAAAGUAGAAACUCCGUACCCUAAUGACUUGGUUAUAAUUAUGGAAUUUACAAAUGGUAAAGUAAACUUUAGUUGUAAAUUAGGUCUUCUUACUAGACCUGAUGGAUCGGCAGUACUCAAUGAAGGCAACACAAGUGUAUUAGCAGGUGUCUAUGGCCCUGUAGAAGUAAAAUUACAAAGACUAUUAAUGGAUAAGGCUUCGGUAGAAUGUCAUUAUAGACCAAAAAGUGGAUUGCCAGGUGUUCGAGAUCGUUUGUAUGAAUCAGUUAUAAGAAAUAUAUGUGAAACAUCUUUGUUAGCAUCAUUGUAUCCCCGCACAGCUAUUUUGGUAACAUUACAAGAAAUACAAGAUAGCGGUCAAUUGAUAUCAUGUGCAGUAAAUGCAGUCUGUUUAGCAUGUCUUAAUGCAGGUAUUGAUAUGAAAUUUAUGUUUGCCUCAGUAACUUGUUACUUAACUGUAGACGAAGAAAUUACAUUAACACCACCAAUAAUGGAAAAAAACAAUAAAGCUACAUUUGUUUUUGUAUUUGAUUCUUCAUAUGGCAAAAUAAUAGCUUCACAUACUAAAGGAACAUUUUCAGAAGAGCAGUUUAAUGAAGCUGUGAAAUUGAGCAAAGAAGGGACUGAAGAUAUUUUUAAUUUUUUUAAAAAAGCUGUACAAAACAGUGUAAAAUUUUUUACAAAAUAAAUUGUUUUUCCUUCUUAAUAA